GUGUGGGUGGUGUUUGACUAAGACUGUGUUUGUGGCGUGGUAUGAGCCUGUGUUUAGCUGCUGGAAAUAUAUUCAUUGAAUAUGAUUGACUAUCAUGAAAAAGAAACUAUUGAGCGUCAGAUUGAGACCAUCCUGCCUUGUCAAUCCCUUCAAACCACCGAGCAGUUGCUGGAUACGUUUGAAGUGCAAUCCACUGCUGAUCUGAUUGUUUCCUUGUACAAGAACAAGGUUUGCUCCGAUCCAACUGCAUUGUCAGUUGUUGUGGCAUUUCAAUUUCCUGAUUCUCUUCUCUCGUACUCAUCUGCUGUAGUCGAACAUUUAUACGAACACAUUGGUAAAAACAUACAAUGCAAAGUUGAUCUGGUUGUACUUGCAGAUACCACGUUUGGCAGUUGCUGCGUGGACACGGUUGCUGCCGAACAUGCAUGCGUGGAUCUGAUUGUUCAUUAUGGCCCCUCUUGUCUUUCAAGACCGGCAUCUACUUUUCCCGUUUUAGUUGUUUUGGAAAAGGCACCGAUUGAUAUCCCUGCCACUGUUGCGUAUUUCAUUUCACAAUUUUCAUUGGAUUUACUGCAGCCUGUUCUUGUAAUGUAUGAUUUGGCAUACCAUCAUGCUGCUCAACAUCUUGCUCAAGCGCUUGCCGCUGCUGGGUUCAUUCAUUUGAUUUGGCCGCAUAUUGAAACCGUAUAUAACAUGCCUAAACUUGAUACGAAUGACAUUCAACAUAAGCCAGAGAUGCAAGGUCAAAAAUACAUUCUCCCAGAAGGCGUGCAGAUCCAGGACGUAACCAUGUUUUACAUUGGUGGUGAGAGUCUUAACCUGACCAAUCUUAUGAUGACACAUUCCAUGUGCAAGCAAGUCAUUGCAUACAAUCCUGUUUUGAAUACUGGCAGUGUACAGAGUGGAUCGGCAAACAAGCUGCUUAUGCGCCGAUAUUUCAUGGUUCAAAAGGCCAAGGAUGCUGACGUGAUUGGCAUUGUUGUUGGAACGCUUGGUCUAGCAUCAUACCUCCCAGUGAUAGAGAAUCUCAAGCGGCUAGUGUUAGCAAGCGGUAAAAAACCAUAUAUGCUUGCAUUGGGAAAACCAUCGCCUGCCAAGCUAGGCAACUUUCUAGAAAUUGAUGUUUUUGUGCUUGUUGCCUGUCCUCAGAACGCGUUGCUGGAAACUCGAGACUUUCUCAGACCUGUUGUGACUCCAUACGAGCUCUGUAUUGCACUGGAUCGUAAUGCAGAAUGGGAUGUUUCUAAAUAUCAACUGGAUCUAGUCACUGUUGAUCACCAACUAUCAGACACUAUACAUCGCAUUGCUGAGCGUCAGAUGACGCGAACCAACCUAGACAAUGGCGAUGGUUUAGAUGACUCUGAUGAUGAUCAGCCUCACUUUUCACUUGUAACUGGUGCUUACAAGCAACGUAAGCAGUAUGUGUCAAUUGUUUGCUCGACAGACGAUGAACCUACACAAGGUGAUUCAAGUGCGCUUAUGGCACGAUCAAGAGACAAUGUUAUUUCGAAAUAUACGUCCACCAGUGCAGCAGCAGAGUAUUUGAAUAACAGAACAUUCCAAGGUCUGGAAGCCAUGGUUGGUCAAACUACCAUCUCUGAUGUUCAGGAUGGUCGGAGAGGAAUUGCUCGUGGAUAUAUCAACCCAAAUGUUGAAGCAAAGAAUGACGAUUCUCUAGACAAAUCAUAAAACUGCCGGCUCUAUGUUGGAUCUAUUAUUUUAAUACAUAAUUAUUUAUAUUUCUAGU
Messenger RNA from Batrachochytrium dendrobatidis JAM81, 1747 nucleotides. RefSeq names its product 2-(3-amino-3-carboxypropyl)histidine synthase. The record is from RefSeq and is a predicted model, not a curated record. NCBI's taxonomy places the organism in Eukaryota, Fungi, Chytridiomycota, Chytridiomycetes, Rhizophydiales. Gene Ontology annotation, molecular function: 2-(3-amino-3-carboxypropyl)histidine synthase activity. Bases 82 to 1689 code for a protein of 535 amino acids. The transcript is spliced from 5 exons. Gene Ontology annotation, biological process: protein histidyl modification to diphthamide.